CACACAGUUAUUCGCAGAAUUGCCGUCUGGAGGGUACAUGGGUAGAUGGGUGGAUGGAUGGAUAAAUCUAGGAUAAACAUUGGAUUGGUAUCAUAACAAUCAUGGCUGACAAGGUGGAAAAGAACUCCCAUGGAGAGGAAAUGGACAGUGAAUCGAACCCAACCAAAAAUAGUAAACAGUGGGUGCGUCUGAACGUAGGCGGGACCCACUUUUUGACUACGAAAACAACCUUGUCUGGUGAUCCCAAUUCAUUUUUGUUUCGUCUCUGCCAAGAGUCAGAUUUAAUCUCUGACAGGGAUGAGACUGGAGCAUAUUUAAUUGACAGAGAUCCAACAUACUUCAGCCCUAUUUUGAAUUAUUUGCGUCAUGGGAAACUCAUCAUCAACAGAGAUCUGACUGAAGAGGGAGUUUUGGAAGAAGCAGAGUUUUACAACAUAACAAAACUGAUUCAGCUGGUGAGUGAACGAAUAAACACCAGAGAGAAAAGAGCAGCGGAGCGACUUAAUCAAAUGCAGAAUGGGAAGAAAUUUGUUUAUCGGGUUCUUCAGUGCCAUGAAGAUGAACUCACACAGAUGGUUUCCACCCUCUCUGAUGGUUGGAAGUUUGAACAGUUGAUAAAUAUAGGAUCUCAGUAUAAUUAUGGUAAUGAAGACCAUGCUGAGUUUCUAUGUGUUGUCUCAAGGGAAUAUGGAGCAACCAUCAAUUCCAAAGAAACUGAACCAACAGACAGAGCCAAGGUCCUACAGCAGAAAGGUUCAAGAAUGUAAAUGCCCCUGUCUAUUAGUGAGAUUCUGAGACUGUGUAUGUCACAGUAAUGACCUGCCCCAUGUCCAGUGGCCAGCCUCUUCAUGUGACCUCUAUGAAAACACAAUGUCCUUUUUAAGGGUGUGCAGUGCAGUGCUUAUACCCAAGCUGUAAAAUUCAUUUAAAUUUUAAAAGAUUUCAAUCAUUACCUUUUGCUUUUCUGCUUUGUUAAAUUUUGUACUGAGUUGUUGUUUUAAUUUUAAAACAAUGUGGUCUAAGUGGGCACUUGAAAAGGACUUGAUCUUCCAACUGUGUUUGAUAAGGCCUUAGCAUCUGUAGGAACCAUGUAUGAAGCAUUAAUUUGUUUGGCACACCCUUACUAUACUUAAUGUAACACCAUGUUCAGUACUAUGAACCAUCUUUUCCCUAACACUUAAAUUGGACACUGCCUCAGCAUGACUUAUCACUAUAUCCCCUUACUAUUGAGUGGAGCUAGUAUCUUGCUAAUUCUCAUGAGGACAAAAAUCCUAGACUUUAGAUGAAAUUUGCAUGCAAUUACCUGUAAGGUGUGAUUUUACAAUGUCUUUUUUACUAGUAAAUCUUUAAAGUGCAUUUUUAUAAUAUUUGUAACAGUUUUCACAAAUGUAUGUUGGUAUAUACUGUAAUAUUGUAAAGUUUUCUUAUAGAAUUAUAUCAACCAAUUUUUUUUUGUGGAAUUGUUUUUGUAGAAAUAUACUCAGUUUACAAUGUAAAUAUAAUUGUGAAAUUAAUAAAAACUUCAAAAAAUUGAUAACACUA
This is a messenger RNA of Thrips palmi, 1542 nucleotides long. RefSeq names its product BTB/POZ domain-containing protein KCTD5 (gene inc). Gene Ontology annotation, cellular component: Cul3-RING ubiquitin ligase complex; cytoplasm. The transcript has 5 exons. NCBI's taxonomy places the organism in Eukaryota, Metazoa, Arthropoda, Insecta, Thysanoptera, Thripidae. Gene Ontology annotation, biological process: protein homooligomerization; proteasome-mediated ubiquitin-dependent protein catabolic process. The record is from RefSeq and is a predicted model, not a curated record. Gene Ontology annotation, molecular function: cullin family protein binding. Bases 102 to 767 code for a protein of 221 amino acids.